UGUGAGUCUCUCUCUCGCCGUGCAUCUCUCUGUGAGUCUCUCUCUCGCCGUGCAUCUCUGUGAGUCUUUCUUUCUCUCUCGCCGUGCAUCUCUCUGCGAUUCUCGCGCUCGCUGCGAUUCCCUCUCGCUUCGCGAUUCGCGUGGCGGGCGAUGGACGCUCGCCGCGGACGCGCCGAGGCCGUGAAUUGAGUUUCUGAAAAUCCUCCUCGUCCGGGCUUCCUCCUCGUCCGGGCUUCCUCCUCAUCCCUGCGCAUCCUGCGGGCGGAAAAUCCCCGCGCGCGUCGUGGUGGUGGUGCUGCUGCUGCUGGCGGCGUGAGGAGGAGGAGAGGGGGGGGGGGCUCUAACCCGGGGGGGAUCUCAGGGGGGGGGGGGGCGAUUCUCCCCGCUCGGCUCUUCUUGCGCGCGAGGACUCCACCGCCAGCCACCGCCGCCGCCGCAUCAACAGAACGGAGCCAGGAGCUGCGGGGAGUUGUCAGGAGGUGUCAUCUGCCACCGGAUUCCACCGGGAGCCACCAGGACAUGCUAGGAGCUACCGGAGAUCAUCGGGAGUUACCUUGAUCUCGCAGGCUCCAGGUCACCACGAGUCGCCGGGGUCACCGUAAGCCGUUCGGCAACGACCAGGGGCCGCCGGGUGCUGACCCAGAUGUCGCGAUGUGAAGACGAGACGUGAGCCUGCGAUGUGGAGGGGGAGACGCUGAGCUCGAGACGACACGGAGAGGAGAAACGCUCGUCCAGCGAGGUUGCAGACACGAGAGCGCGAGCGGCAGGCUCUGAAACGACCAGCGGGUGAGACUUCGCGUGGCGAGAUGUGACGAGGAUUGAAAUCGUCGACACGUCUCCAGUACCUCACGGGAACUACCGGGGGUUCCCGGCCCCCCCCCCCCCACCCCACCCCCCUUGGAGUUACCCGGAAGCGGGAGCCGACCAGCGGCACGCCGAAUCGGCGCCGGUGCCACGAGCAGCACCGACCCCCGCCCCGCGCAUGGGGGUGGGGGCGGGCGGGCGCCUGCGCGAGCGCGCGAUGGCGCGCAUGGGCGCCGCCCCGCUCGCAGCAGCCUGCCUCGCCUGCCUCGCCGCUUCGUCGGCGCUGGCCGACACGCUGCACCCGGUGGUGACCACCAACUACGGCAAGCUGCGCGGCGUCAAGGUGUCGCUCAACAACGAGAUCCUGGGGCCCGUGCAGCAGUUCCUCGGCGUGCCCUACGCGGCCCCGCCGGUGGGGGAGCGCCGAUUCCUGCCGCCGGAACCGCCGGCGUCGUACGGGCACGUGCGCAACGCCACGGCGUUCGCGCCCGUGUGCCCGCAGAACGUGCAGGGCGUGCUGCUCGAGGUCAUGCUGCCCGUGUGGUUCACGGCCAACAUCGAGGUGGUGGCCGCCUACGUGCAGGAGCAGAGCGAGGACUGCCUCUACCUCAACAUCUACUUGCCCACUGAGGACGGAAGUGCCGCUAGGAAGCGAGCUGAUGGCUCGGCCGCUAGUACCGGCGAGGAACAGCAAGACAUCCGCGACAGCGGCCCGCGUCCCGUCAUGGUCUACAUCCACGGCGGCUCCUACAUGGAGGGCACGGGCAACAUGUUUGAUGGCAGCGUCCUCGCCAGCUACGGCAACGUCAUCGUGGUCACCAUCAACUACCGCCUCGGCGUGCUGGGGUUCCUGAGUACGCACGAUCAGUCGGCGCGCGGGAACUUCGGCCUCCUCGACCAGAUCCAGGCCCUGCGCUGGAUCAGCGACAACAUCGCCGGCUUCGGCGGGGACCCCCAGCGCGUCACCGUGUUCGGCUCCGGCGCCGGCGCCUCCUGCGUCAACCUGCUCACCCUGUCCCACCACUCGGAAGGGCUCUUCCAGAGAGCGAUCACGCAGAGCGGGACGGCGCUGUCGAGCUGGGCCAUCAACUACGACCCCAGCAAGUAUGCGCACACGCUGGCGACGCGCGUGGGCUGCGGCGCGCCGCUCAACACGCAGGACAUGGUGGAGUGCCUGCGCUCGAGGCCGGCUCGCGAGCUCGUGGAGCAGGACGUGCAGCCGGCGCGCUACCACAUCGCCUUCGGGCCCGUCAUCGACGGCGACGUCAUCCCGGACGACCCGCAGAUCCUCAUGGAGCAGGGCGAGUUCCUCAACUACGACGUGAUGAUGGGCAUCAACCAGGGCGAGGGCUUCAAGUUCGUGGAGAACAUGGUGGACGGCGAGGACGGCGUCACGAGCAGCGACUUCGACUUCGCCGUCUCCAACUUCGUGGACAACCUCUACGGCUACCCGGAGCAGGGCAAGGACGAGCUCCGCGAGACCAUCAAGUUCAUGUACACCGACUGGGCGGACCGCGACAACGCGGAGACUCGCCGCAAGACGCUGCUGGCCCUCUUCACCGACCACCAGUGGGUGGCGCCCGCCGUCGCCACGGCCGACCUCCACGCGCAGUACGGCUCGCCCACCUACGUCUACGCCUUCUACCACCACUGCCAGAGCGAGAUGAAGCCCGCGUGGGCCGACGCGGCGCACGGCGACGAGAUCCCGUACGUGUUCGGCGUGCCCAUGGUGGGCCCCACGGAGCUGUUCCCCUGCAACUUCUCCAAGAACGACGUCAUGCUGAGCGCCGUCGUCAUGACCUACUGGAGCAACUUCGCCAAGACCGGCGACCCGAACUCUCCGGUGCCGCAGGACACCAAGUUCAUCCACACGAAGCCCAACCGCUUCGAGGAGGUGGCCUGGUCCAAGUACAACCCCAAGGACCAGCACUACCUGCACAUCGGCCUCAAGCCGCGCGUGCGCGAGCACUACCGCGCCAACAAGGUGGCGUUCUGGCUGGAGCUGGUGCCGCACCUGCACAGCCUGCACGACAUAAACCCGUACCUGUCCACCACGACGCGCGUGCCGUCGCUCGACCACGGCGGCGGCGGCUACCCCACCAUGCGGCCCAACAAGUGGGUGACGCCGACCAACCGGCCGGGCCUGGGCAGUUCCCCGCCCUUCGCGUCCCGGAACCCGCCGGACAACGACCGCAAGACGUUUGGCAUCGGCGGCGGCCCCAACCCGGCGCUGCUGGAGAGCCAGCGCGACUACAGCACGGAGCUGAGCGUCACCAUCGCGGUGGGCGCCUCGCUGCUCUUCCUCAACGUGCUCGCCUUCGCCGCGCUCUACUACCGCAAGGACAAGCGCUACGUCGUCAACUCGCACCGCCGCCACCGCAGCCCCCAGCACGGCGGCCUCGGCGGCGCCGCCAACGAUCUCUCGCUGCGCCACCCGCCGCCCGAGGAGGAGAUCAUGUCCCUGCAGCUCAAGCACGGCGGCGGCCGCGACGGCGAACCCCCGCCGGGCUCCGGCGCGCCCGGCGGCUGCUACGGCGGCCCCGGCGGCGGCGGCGGAGGCGGCGGAGGCGGUGGAGGCUUCCCGCCCGACUACACGCUGGCGCUGCGGCGCUCGCCGGACGACGUUCCGCUGAUGACGCCGAGCACCAUCGCGAUGAUCCCCAACUCGCUCGCGCCCGGCGUGGCCCACCUCCACCAGCAGCAGCAGCAGCAGCUCCACCACGGCCUGCACCUCUCGCAGGCGCAGCCGCUUCACGCCUUCGGCGCGUUCGGGCAGCCGGGCGCGGGCAUGGGCCCCGCGUCCGCUGGGGGGGUCGGCGCCGCGGGGAUAAACAGCGCCACCCUCCCGCACUCGCGCUCGACCACCCGGGUGUAGCGCGCGUCCACGGUGCAAGGGAGGCGGCGGGGGGGGGAAA
This is a messenger RNA of Petromyzon marinus (sea lamprey), 3719 nucleotides long. Its product is annotated as neuroligin-3-like. The record is from RefSeq and is a predicted model, not a curated record. Gene Ontology annotation, cellular component: membrane. Gene Ontology annotation, molecular function: neurexin family protein binding. NCBI's taxonomy places the organism in Eukaryota, Metazoa, Chordata, Hyperoartia, Petromyzontiformes, Petromyzontidae.